UGGUGACUCAGUUUUAGCUUCCGGACCGCUGGAGCUCGGAUGGGCGCCGCCGCGGUGCCGCCGGUGGUUCGUCCGGCCGGCGCCCGCACAACCUUCGCCGCCACGCUCUGCUCCUGUCGCCCUCCUCCUCCUCGGCAUCCUCUCCGGGGAGCACUCAGCACGAAGGCCCUACAAGAAACCCCCGUCCUCGUGCUCGUCCCUCAUGAGCUCAUGGUCUGACGCGCUGCCUGACGCGCGGUUCUUUGGCUGCGACGUGGGGGAAAAAUUGCAGCUUUGCUCCCUAUCCGAGUGACUAUUGGCUGUUCCGGGUGCGCAGAGACCUACACACUCCCAAGUCCUGGUGACGGUGGCCGGGGAAUCGACUCGAUGGAUCCGCCCACUCGGACGGUGUUACUCAAGCUGCUGCUUAGGAUGGAAUGGAUCCGCCUCACUUGCAAACUGUCCAAUCUGAUCCGAGGUUCAGUGGUGGAGGCGCCAGCCGUCAGACUGCCAGCUAUAAAUCAGCAAUCCUGUUCUACUGAUGCCACACCACACCAUCAUCAUUCUCUCAAGAAGAUCUGUUCACGAACUGAAGCAGAACCUGUCCGUCCACAUGCUUGCUUCAAGGUUAAUUAGCCCUGCAAGCAGAUGACGAUUGCAUCGACUAUGUUGAACAUAAGUGAAUCCAAAGUGAGCGCAGCAAAGGCCGCUGAAGAUUCAGCCUCUUGGCUGCACACAGAAAGAGGCAUCAUCGCCCAGGUGGAGGUGUUCUUCGUGCUAUCAGUUCUGCUACACACAGUCCAGGUCAUCUUUGGCUGGUGGAGGCGCCGCUCCAGCAACACGUACAUCAGGCACUUCCUCUGGCUGGCGUACACCAUCAACCCCCCUCUGCUGAUCUACACUCUGGGUCUUGCUCGGUCAUCGCCUUCUAUAGCUACAAGCGAGUUGCUUCGGGCGUGUGCUUUCCCCUUUGUCAUGGCCCUGGCUGGGACAAACUCCAUGACAGCCUACAGCAUCGAUGACAACAAGCAGAAUACGAGGCGCUCUGUUCAGCAGCUUCUGUGUGUGCUCAGCCUCAUCGCCAUGUGGAAGAUUGACAAUGUGUCAAAGCUGACGGAUUUCAGGUCUAUUACAUCCCUUGUCUAUGCCAUUGUAGUUUAUUUCUUACUUGCGUUGAUGAUCUCAAUGAAUGGGGGAAAAAUUUAUGCAAGUAUGACUGCUAGCAGUUCCUUGGACAAAGAAAGCAGAGAUGUUCAGGUUCACAUGAAGAGUGAGCACAUGGAAUCCACCAACUAUGAUCCUGUUACCUUGGCAGGCUACGGAUACCUUGUCUGUGACAAGAUUGAUGAUUCCUCUACAGCUGUUCAGCGUACAGAGAUUACAAUCGACAGGAUCUGGUCUUGUGAUGAAGGUCUGUUAGGCACAAGCAAUGGCAAACAGCUCAAGGAGGUAUGCCUGUCAUUCGCCUUGUUUCGGCUGAUGAGGCGUCGGUUCUUCGGGCUCUCUUGUCCUGAAUCAAAGCUUCAGAAAACACGUGACCUUGUCCUCAAAGGAUUGCUUUUGGAUUGUGAAGCUGCAUAUAGGGUAAUUGAGGCAGAGCUAGCCUUUGCACAUGACCACUUCUUCACCAGCGCUGCUUCUGGCAACACUGAACUUGGUAAGUGUACCAUCCUACUAGGCACUGCAAAAGCUGUUAUAUAUCCUCUCACAAUACUAGCUGUGGUUAAGGACUUCGUUCAUAGCAAAAGCAAAAGCUACAACUCAACAGGGAUGGUCAUUGCUGCAGUACUAAUCAUGCUACUGCUUUUAUCACUAGAGUUGCUACAGCUUUAUCUUUACUUAUCAUCUGAUUGGGCUAAGGUACAGCUUGUUCGUCGGUCUAUCUCUGGGAAAGAUAUUCCGUUCGGGUUCGAUAGGUUUUACAGUAAGCUUCCUCGGUUAUUGGGAUACUGGCAAAACGAAAUUGGGCAGCACGCAUUACUACAAGACUUGCAUGGUCGAUCAGGCAUUUAUGACACCAUAGGAUCCAUAUCUGGACGUUUCUUUGGUGAGUGUCUUGGAUACAGUACAAUUUCCUCAAGGUCAACUGAUCUUCCCAGGUCAAAACAUAUUCAGUUGACAGGGGAUGUGAAGUUAGCAAUUGCUCAGACUCUCAAAGGUAGUGAUGGCAACCUAUCUAAUGGCACAUUCUCAUUGCGACGCAAUGCGCAGCAUUGUCUUCUAUGGGCAUGCCAGCAGGAGCAUCACAGCAGCACCCUGCUGAUUUGGCAUAUCGCGACUGAAUACUGUGAUGUUGCAGGGUCCUGUGAUAGGGAAGAACAUUGUGUUGCCACAGUUUCCAACCGUAACAUUGCCGUUACACUAUCAAAAUAUUGUGCAUAUCUGAUGGCAUUUGUCCCAGAGUUGCUUCCUGAUGACGAAUUGGACACCAGGAUCAUAUUUGAGAUGGCGAGAUGCGAUGCCCAAAAUAUGUUUCCAAAACAUAUGGCUUUGCCUGAACUAUACAGAAUGAUGAGAACUUGUAGCGCGCGACUGUCAGAUGAGCGGAUUCUGACCAAUGGGUUUCUCCUUGGACGGCAACUUGAGGAAAUAGGAGAUGGCAUGCACUGGAAGGUACUAGUAGAUUUCUGGACUGAGAUGAUGUUGUACAUAGCUCCAUCAACCAAUGCAAAAGCUCACAUCGAACAUCUGGCAAAUGGAGGGGAAUUUUUGACUCAUCUUUGGGCCUUACUUCUCCACGCUGGCAUUCUAGAGAGGGAGCAAAAUACCUUUGAUGAAGAAGAUACCGCGGCAACUGCCAAGAUGGCGCCACAUCUGUCAUUUAACACAUUGUCCAAAACUGCUAACUCAUUCGUCAGUUAAGCCGGCAAAGCUAGCAGGCUGCAUAUAGCAAACGAAAUAUCUUAAAUGCAAGUUCUUGAGUAACAAACUCAUCAUCAUUUGUCAUCAUGUUGUUCUUUUCAGGCUUGUUUUGUUAGCAUUAGUGCGUGAUUGACAUCUAUUGAAUGAAAUAGAAUGUAGUGGAGAGGAUCUCCCUCUCUCUCUCUUUUUGGUUAUGAGAACAUGGACAUGGUCUCAUUUGACAUGUCCAGAGUUUUUAACUGCUCUAAUUCUGAGAUCAGGCUUUCAAAGAACCCUUUGCUGCUCAAAUUUCGAGAUCAGGCCCUCAAAGAACCUUUUGGAACUUUUGGUCUACUGAAUUUUUAGAGUUGUUCCAUUUGGGUCCAGCAUUCUUGUUAGAAAAUAAAGUACUCCCUCCGUCUUAAAUUGUAAAGUGUUUUGAUUUUUCUAUAUGUUUUUGCUAUGUAUCUAAAUAUAGCCAGUAUCUAGGUGCAUAACAAAAUCUGUGUAAUGAAUUACAAUUUGACAUGAAGGAACAAUUUAUCAGGUAGGUCCAGAGAAGUAGGCUUGCAAUGCUACAACUUUUGUAUUUAGUGAGAAUUCGAUAAUUGGACCACAAGCACAUGUUCAAUCA
This is a messenger RNA of Sorghum bicolor (sorghum), 3454 nucleotides long. RefSeq lists its product as uncharacterized. The coding region runs from base 628 to 2841 and encodes 737 amino acids. Lineage: Eukaryota; Viridiplantae; Streptophyta; Magnoliopsida; Poales; Poaceae. The record is from RefSeq and is a predicted model, not a curated record. The transcript has 2 exons.